AUGUCUGCCAGCCGUGUGUCGCAAAUUUUAUUCUCGCGCGUGUCGCACGCCGCUCGAAAACCGCAGCAAUUCGUCGCGCCCGCUAUCAGGUGUUAUUCCUGCCAAACUAGCAAUUACGAGUUCAUUAAAGUGGAGACUGCGGGUGAAAAGAAGAAUGUGGGCAUUGUCACCUUGAACAGGCCAAAGGCCCUAAAUGCUCUGUGCAAUCAAUUGAUGACCGAAGUGAAUCAUGCUCUGGAUCAUUUAAACUCAGAUUCGUCCAUCGCUGCUGUCGUCAUUACCGGAAACGAAAAGGCAUUCGCUGCUGGUGCGGACAUCAAGGAAAUGAAGGAUAAUUCAUUCGCAUCGAACCUGAGGCAAAACUUUAUAGCUCACUGGAACGGAGUUGCCAAAAGCAGGAAACCCCUAAUUGCUGCUGUAAACGGUUACGCUUUAGGUGGAGGGAACGAGCUCGCAAUGAUGUGUGAUAUUAUUUACGCCGGCGAGAAUGCCAAGUUUGGUCAACCCGAAAUCGCUAUCGGUACGAUUCCCGGCGCAGGCGGCACCCAACGGCUGCCCAGGAUUAUCGGCAAGAGUAAAGCUAUGGAAAUGGUACUCACCGGCAAUAUGAUCUCCGCGGAGGAAGCAGAAAAGAGCGGUUUGGUCAGCAAAAUCUUUCCAACUGAUAAAGUCGUCGAAGAAGCCGUGAAAUUGGGCGAAAAGAUUGCAUCUCACUCACCAUUGGUUGUGACGAUAGCCAAAGAAGCUGUUAAUGCCGCAUAUGAAACUACAUUGCAACAAGGACUUCUGUUUGAAAAGAGAAUGUUCCACAGCACUUUCUCUCUGGCGGAUAGAAAGGAAGGCAUGGCGGCUUUCCUGGAGAAGCGCCCACCAAAAUACACAAAUGAAUAGAUUUCAGUUAUCUCUAUCCGUAAGAUUAAGAGAAGAGACGCGAAGUGUUAAUGAAUAUUUUUAAAAUUAUUUUUAUACUUUUUUGUAAUAAGAAUGUAUCUACAACAUAUCUUGCCUUUCGCUUUUAACUGACUGAUAAAUCUAUCAACUGCUGUUUGAUUCUCUCUCUCUCUCUCUUUCUAAAAAAAAAGGAGAGAGUCUGUUCGUCAGUUAAGGAGUUAGACAUGAGAUAUUACCUGUUAUAUUUGUUACGACAUAUACAUAUAUAUACUGCAAUAAAUCUUUUGCAAGAAA
Molecule: messenger RNA, 1185 nt
Organism: Temnothorax curvispinosus
Lineage: Eukaryota; Metazoa; Arthropoda; Insecta; Hymenoptera; Formicidae
Gene: Echs1
Product: probable enoyl-CoA hydratase, mitochondrial
Exons: 7
Coding region: 1-891 (296 amino acids)
Biological process (GO): fatty acid beta-oxidation
Cellular component (GO): mitochondrion
Molecular function (GO): enoyl-CoA hydratase activity
Source: RefSeq, a predicted model, not a curated record